Molecule: messenger RNA, 1524 nt
Organism: Adineta ricciae
Lineage: Eukaryota; Metazoa; Rotifera; Eurotatoria; Adinetida; Adinetidae
Source: the annotation of a GenBank genome assembly
AUGCUUAGAGCUUCGAGAAACAAGGGUAACUCUAUGAUUUGCUGUCUCUUGUUCCUAUUAGUAAUUCAACAAUCGGCGGCAUUUUCGUCGAAUGAUGACAUUACAGUAAUUCGCGAGCGUGUAUUAGAGAAGAUGAUUUGGCCACCGCCGAAUACACUUCCCUCGAUUAUUCUAAAGGCAUUAUCAUUUGCUCAAACAUUGAAUAGUUCUUGCUAUUGGUCAGAUAUUGAUUAUGCAGAUGCUGGUCGCGCUAAUUGGUUAACCGCCGUCCAUAUGUCAAGAGUUACGACUAUGUUACAAGCCCUAACUGCCAAUGGUACAACCGAACGAAAUAAUACGAAGUUACGUUCAGCAGCACAUUGUGCUCUCAAUACUUGGUUAGUUCGGGACUGGCAAAAUCCGAAUUGGUGGUGGAAUCGAAUUUCGGUACCCAUUUCAGUCACCAGUCAUUUAUUAAUGCUAGGUGAUGACAUUACUCAAUUUGAAUUGCAGAAAAUCAAAGAGAUUUCGUUUCGUGCAAAUUGGUGGAAUGGUGAUAUGUGGACGACCGGUUGUAAUUUAGUAUGGAUGAUUCAAGCUCAACUAUACCGAUCAUUAGCAACUCGAAAUAUAACAGGAAUUGAACAAGGUUUCACUCGAAUGUGGCAAGACAUCAUGAUUCAACCACUAGGUAAAGAUGGUGUUCAAAAUGACUAUGCUUACCAUUUUCAUGGAACACAGCUACUCUCGGCAGCUUACGGUCAAGAUUGGGCUAUGAAUGUCUUUUCAUUUUUCUUAUGUAGUGUCAACACGCAAUAUGCCCCCAGUCUCGAUAAGCUCACGUUGUUUGCACAAUUUUUAGUUAAAGGCGACGCAUGGAUGAUCAUUGAUAAUCAAUGGGAUUGGCACGUCAAAGGAAGAGCUAUUGCGAGACCAGAUAGAGGAUAUCUUGUUUUCUAUAAGUCUGAAGACAUUAGAGUUUUGGCAGAAACGAUUCCAUCAGUGGACCUGCGAACUGAUUUGAAUAAUCUUGCUGACCGCUUAGAUCAUCAGGCCAAUGCUACGGCACUGGUGGGCAAUAAACAUUUUUAUACAUCAGAUUACCACGUUCAUCGUCGCACAAAUUGGUCCAGUGCAAUCAAAAUGCAGUCGAUUCGAACGAAUCCCGAUGAAUGUGGAAAUGGAGAAAACUUGAAGCGAGAACAUACCGGUCAAGGCAUUUUAAAUUUGUUUACAACGAACACAUACGAUUAUGUGUUCAUAUUUCCACUACUUGAUUGGCAAGCUAUCAACGGCAUCACUGUUGAACAUGAUAUUCCACUCGUCACAUGCAAUGAUGUACCCUCCUCUCUUAUCAGAUUACCUUUUGUUGGCGGUGUCAGUGAUGGUCUCUAUGGUUUUGCUAUGAUGGACACAGCGACGCACAACUUAACUGCCAAAAGAUCAUGGCACUUCUAUGAUGAUGCAGUUAUUGCACUUNUAUUGGUCCGUUUCAUAUAUUGCCUGCAGCAAACGGCUGGCUCCUUUGUUCUCGGGGAAAAGUAG